AUGGAUGAUGAUGAUGAUGAUGAUGAGCCUCUUGAUUUCGAGACCAAAGAUGAGAGAGACCCCGCACUGGCCCUUCAGAACAGCGAUGACACCCUCUACUGCGAGGCUGAAGCCACUUCAAAUGUUGAGAAAGAGAAACCCACCAGAGAGGACUCAGAAACUGACCUGGAAAUUGAAGACACAGAGAAAUUCUUCGCCAUCGGACAGAAGGAACUGUACCUGGAGGCCUGCAAACUGGUGGGCGUAGUGCCUGCCUCCUACUUCAUCCGGAACAUGGAAGAAUCCUGCAUGAACCUAAACCACCACGGGCUGGGCCCCAGGGGUACCAAGGCCAUUGCUAUUACUCUGGUGUCCAACACGACAAUCCUCAAACUGGAACUGGAGGACAACUGCAUCAUGAACGAGGGCAUCUUGAGUCUGAUGGAGAUGCUGCAUGAGAAUUACUACCUGCAAGAGCUGAAUGUGUCUAACAAUGACCUUGGUUUGGAGGGAGCUAAGAUCAUCUCAGACUUCCUCCAGGAAAAUAACUCUGCACUCUGGAAACUGAAACUUUCAGGAAACAACUUCAAGGAUGAGUCUGCUGCUCUCUUAUGCCAAGCCCUGUCGUCCAAUUACCGGAUUAGGUCACUGAACCUCAGUCACAACAAGUUCUCUGAUACUGGAGGGGAGUACCUAGGACAGAUGCUGGCCCUCAAUGUAGGGCUCCAGUCACUGGACCUGAGCUGGAAUCAAUUCCACACUCGGGGAUCUGUGGCCCUGUGCAAUGGUCUCCGGACUAACGUGACCCUGAAGAAACUGAACGUCUCCAUGAAUGGCUUUGGGAAUGAAGGUGCUCUGGCCCUGGGGGAUGUCCUCAGACUCAACAGCUGUCUGGUCCACAUAGAUCUCAAUGGCAACAGUAUCAGCAAUGAAGGGGCCUCCCGAAUCAGCAAGGGACUGGAGAACAAUGAGACCCUCCAAGUGCUAAAGCUUUUCCUGAACCCUAUAAAUAUGGAAGGCGCAGUUUUUCUUAUCACGGCCAUCAAGAAGAACCCCAAAUCAAGGAUGGAAGAGCUUGACAUUUCUAACAUCAUGGUAUCAGAGCAGUUUGUGAAGAUGCUGGAUGGGGUCUGUGCCAUUCACCCCCAGCUGGAGGUCCUAUACAAAGGAGUGUACGGCUUAGCCACCCAAAAAAGCGUCUCGCUGUGGACCAACCCCUUGAAGCUGAUCCAGAGCUAUGCACAACAACAGAACAUGACAACUGCAGAGUUCCUAAAGAGCUUGAAUACAACAGGAGCAUCGGCAAUGUCUGUGAACGACCUCAGGAAAGUCAUCACAAAGGUGUCCGCAAUCAACCGGUACCAGGUCAGAGAGCUGAUAAAGAAGCUGGAUGAGAAGAAGGGUAUGGUAAACUUCAGUUCGCUUAGAUAGCAAGACCUGAGCAAGACACUGGGACCUACGUCUGAAGAACUCCUGCCCACACGACAAAGAGACAAUGUCCAUGCCUCCAAGGUGAGAGGAGGAGGACGUGGGGGAGGGGAGCGUUCCUUAAAAGCCUGGAAGUCACAACAGCCAGGCAGGUCUGAAGAGAAGCUCCAACAAGACAAGUCCCGACGAGUUGUGGUGAUGAUGGGGAGAUCAAACCGAAGGUCGGAUGGAUCAGUGACGGUGCGGCCAGAGUGA
This is a messenger RNA of Meriones unguiculatus (Mongolian gerbil), 1662 nucleotides long. RefSeq names its product leucine rich repeat containing 74A (gene Lrrc74a). The record is from RefSeq and is a predicted model, not a curated record. Gene Ontology annotation, molecular function: protein binding. NCBI's taxonomy places the organism in Eukaryota, Metazoa, Chordata, Mammalia, Rodentia, Muridae. The transcript has 15 exons.